AUGGACGACCACAGGAUACCCGACAUCAUGGACACCAUGUACUACAUUCCAGACUUCGUCACACCGGAGGAAGAGCGAUACAUACUUGGGAAGAUCCCGUCAAAUCGUUGGACCUCGCUCACACAUCGCCGCCUGCAAGCUGUUCCCACAACCCUUACGGCCAACAAUACCUUAUUGGCUUCAGCACUGCCAACAUGGCUGACGGAACCCAUUCUACCUCGCUUUAAAGCUUUAGGGCUCUUCGCAGGUGCUCCACACGGUGUGAACCACUGCCUGGUCAAUGAGUAUCUGCCGGGACAGGGUAUCAUGCCGCAUGAAGAUGGGGCAGCCUACCACCCUAUCGUGGCCACAGUCAGCCUGGGUGGGACGGUCGUCUUGGACGUCACAGAGAAGGAUGGCCAAGGCAAGUGGAGGAUCGUACAGGAACCUCGAAGUCUCCUUGUCACGACUGGCAAGGCGUACUCCGACACUUUGCACGGCAUUCGAGAGGUCUUCACCGAUGAGGAGCUGCACCACGACACUAUUGCAAACUGGGAUCUGUUAGGGGAUAGAGAGGCCAUUGCUGCCAACGGAGGGAGGAACGAGCGAACGACGAGAAUCAGCUUGACAUUCAGAGAUGUAAAGAAGGUCUCGUCGAUCGGAAGUAGGCUACUUGGAAAGGGGCGGAGUUGA
Fulvia fulva is the source of this 672-nucleotide messenger RNA. RefSeq names its product Alpha-ketoglutarate-dependent dioxygenase alkB 6. The record is from RefSeq and is a predicted model, not a curated record. Lineage: Eukaryota; Fungi; Ascomycota; Dothideomycetes; Mycosphaerellales; Mycosphaerellaceae. The transcript has a single exon. The coding region runs from base 1 to 672 and encodes 223 amino acids.